CGCAGUAUCGGCGUUUAUUGACGCUGACUAACGUGUGGCGGCCUUGGUGUUACCAAUACAGAUACGACUGGGCGGUGAAGCUGGGAGUGGCAGUUGUAGUGUAGCAAAAUGGGCAUCUUCUCAAGCAUCAAGAAAUUCAAAGGUCAAGAUUAUAGCAAACUAAAGAAAAAAUGUCAGGGAGCAGGCGUGCUCUUCACCGACUCGGAGUUCCCGGCCGCCGCCCGGUCCAUCAGCCCGUCGGGCUCUGGCGUGGCCAACGUCGUCUGGAAGCGGCCUCAUGAGAUCUGUGAGAAGCCGCGCCUCUUCGUCGACGGCAUCGGCACGGGUGACGUCACGCAGGGACAGCUGGGCAACUGCUGGUUCGUGGCCGCUUGCUCGGUGCUGGCCGGCGUCAAGGUGCUCUGGCAUAAGGUCAUCCCAGACUACGAAGAGCAGGAGUACAGCACUGAAAACCCGAAAAACUACGCCGGCAUAUUUCAUUUUCGGUUCUGGCGGUUCGGCGAGUGGAUGGACGUCGUCAUCGAUGACCUGCUGCCGACCGUCAACGGCCAGCUGAUCUACACGCACAGUCGGGAGCGCAGCGAGUUCUGGUCCGCCCUGCUCGAGAAGGCCUACGCCAAGAUCAACACCUCAUACGAGUCGCUGGACGGCGGAAACCUGUGCGAUGCGCUCGUGGACUUCACCUCAGGUGUGUCCGUCACCAUUGACCUGGUGGAGGGCGGCUACCGCUCCGACGAGGCCAAGAAGACGCAGCUCUUCAAGCAGCUGCGCCGCGAAAUGGACGACUAUGCGUUGAUGUGCGCUGCUGUUGCGGCGCGCAACCGAGAGGAGGUCGAGCAGCGUACCGAGAUGGGCCUGGUCAAGGGCCACGCCUACGGAAUCACCGCCAUCAAGAAGGUCCCCAUCGGCAACACCACACUCGUCAACUUCUUCACGGGCCGCGAGAAGAUCUACAUGGUGCGCCUGCGGAACCCGUGGGGCGAGAAGGAGUGGAGCGGCGCCUUCAGCGACGGAUCGCCAGAGUGGUCCAAGAUCAGCGACUCUGAGCGGGAAAAGAUCGGCCUGACCUUCGAUAACGAUGGAGAAUUCUGGAUGACGUUUGACGACUUCGUGGCCAACUUCACGGACGUCUCCGUGUGCCAGCUGAUCAACACGUCGUUCUUCUCGUUCUCCAAGACGUGGGUGGAGGAGCGGUCGUUCGGCAUGUGGGCGGCGGGCGCUCGCGGCACCCUAGAGCGGGCCGGUGGCUGCCUCAACAACCGCUCCACCUUCCUGCACAACCCGCAGUACCGCUUCGACGUGGACUCCGAGGUGGAGGAGGUGAUCGUGCAGGCUGAGUCAGAAGGACCAGCGCGAGAGGAAGCACGAGGGGCGCGCUCAAACCUCUGCAUCGGUUUCCAUAUUAUGAAGGUGGAGAUGAACCGCAAGUACCGCGUGCACCGGAUACAGGAGUCGGCCGCCACCUCGGACUAUAUCCGGUCGCGCAGCAUCUUCUGGCGGGACCAGCUGCCGCGCGGCCGCUACGUGCUCGUGCCGACCACCUUCUCGCCGGGCGAGGGCGGCGAGUUUCUGCUGCGCCUCUUCAUGGGCAGCAGUCCCGAGCUGCAUGAGCUGCUGAAGGACCAGCCGAAGCCGAGCAUCUGCCCGUGCUUCACGCCCCCCGCCGGCGUCGUGGUGGUGAAGGUGGUCAGCGCCACCGGGCUGGAGAAGCAGGACUCGCUGGGCUCGGCGGACCCGUACGUGCUCAUCAGGUGCGGCAGGACGAAGGUCACCUCCCCUGCAGUCAAGGAGACGCUGAACCCCACCUGGAACUGCAAAGCCGUCUUCUACCGGAAGGCAAACGAGCCGAUCAAAGUCCAGGUGUGGAACAGCUGUCUGCUGAAGGACCGCUUCAUGGGCCAAGCCACGCUGCUGGCCGAGAACUCGCCCGGCAAUGUGGUGGAGUACGAGCUGAACCUGUUCGGCAAGUCCCGCGCCGACGCUACUGAGCGGCGGCCCGGCAAGCUGGCCGUGGAGGUGAUCGCCGACAGUGACAUGGCUGCCGUGUGAGCGGCCGCCGACCGCCAGCUGUGCCGCUCGGCGCCAGCCUCUCACGGCCGCAGACUGGCCUGCGCUGGCAGGGGCCUCUGCUACUGGCGUUGCCAGCGGCAUCACAACCGCGCGCUUUGUUCCUCCGCGGCGCGCCUGGCGGCGUGCGCUUGCUUGGCUGAGCUGACUACUCUGUACCCACCGGAUUCAUGUGAUUGGUCAGGGCGAGAUGCUGCAGUGGCUUGCGCAGUCCAGGGAGCCGUUCAGCAGUGACCGUGCCUUUUACACGGGUAUCUCUUCAGCAGUCCGCGCUGUGACAGCUUCUGCAAUUGGUCGUUUUGCGGUCGAGUGGGUAUUUUAUUUUUUACCUAAGCUUUCGUCAUCAGGCUCGCAUCCUGCGGCACGGUUUUACUUUUCGUGGGAGGGACUUCGACUGCACCUUGCAGCUUGAACCAACCCACAUGUGCCGUUAUUUUUCUAGUGAAACUCAGCAAAGACAGCCAGUACGCUUCAUGCUGUUGUUACAGUUUUCGUUGGCAGUCUGGGAGAAAAAGUGUCUUUCUCGCCAAGACCGUUGUUCUGUACUGCUGUAGCACAAGGUGUGUCGUGAUUUGCCCGCUACACACGAAAGUCUUGGGAGAGUUUUAAAGCUUCCCGAGACUUCGGCGGCGUUUUGUAUUGCAGUGCGUUCGUUGGAGUUUGAAAUCUUAUUUUAGACCGACACGUUUGCAGUGAGUAAAUGGAUCAGCCUCGUUGACCAGAAAUUAUUUGGCACGCAGGUACAUUUUAUACAGUGUUGGGCGGCCUGUGCGGCGUUGUUGUGCUGAUCUUGUGUUGUACGCGCUCCGUCUGCUGAAGAACGUUAAUCACAACACACUUCCAUUCAGUGAGGGCUGCUGCCUUCCUGUAUGAUGACGUUUUAAAGCUUUUUACAUCUGGGUUUUGUAUUGGUUACCAGAUAGUGCUGUGCUUUUGCAAUGAUUUAUGUGGAGUAUUUUCCAUAAGGUUGCUUUCAGUCUGUUUAUUAUGCGCCGGGUGAUGAUCAGGUAUCUGGAGCACACGUGUUUGGGGUUGCACAAAUGAUAAUAUCUUGCACAAACAACAAAGGGUUCGCAAGCCUAACAUGCAUUGAGUGGUAUUUUCGCGUUGUUGUGUUUUGGACUGAGCAUGUUUUCCUGAAGAGCAUGCUAAUCAUUAUCAUAAUGACUCGGAUUCUUUAUCCGCACGCCUUUUCUGGCGCGCUUCUGGAUCAUCUUAUGUGCGCCUCCGCAGGUGCUGACAUGGCUCUACCGCCCUCUCAGCGUCAUGUGAGACUCGCGCUCUGCCGUGGAUGUAGGUAUUGGCAACAGCCCGGUAUGCUGCGCCGGCAGUGACGCGCAUACCUUUAGGAUUGUUGUAAAUAAAACCUAAAAGGAAUGGA
This is a messenger RNA of Pollicipes pollicipes, 3448 nucleotides long. RefSeq names its product calpain-5. Lineage: Eukaryota; Metazoa; Arthropoda; Thecostraca; Pollicipedomorpha; Pollicipedidae. The transcript has 16 exons. The record is from RefSeq and is a predicted model, not a curated record. Gene Ontology annotation, biological process: proteolysis. Gene Ontology annotation, molecular function: calcium-dependent cysteine-type endopeptidase activity. The coding region runs from base 109 to 2049 and encodes 646 amino acids. Gene Ontology annotation, cellular component: cytoplasm.